AGAUCUAGCGUUCGUUGUCGCCUCGCAUCUCUCUCUAAAGCCCUAGAACGAUCUUUUCUCUUUCUAAAACCCUUGAUCCUCAGCUUUUAGAGAGAGAGAGAGAGAUGGCGAUUGCAGCGAGCCGUUUUGGACUCCGGCGAAUGAUCUCUUCGAUUCCUGGAUUCACUCCGCCGCCGCCUGCCGCCGCCCAGCCUGCGGCGGAGCCCUCAACCAACCUCUUCGUAUCAGGUCUUAGCAAGAGGACUACAUCUGAGGGGUUAAGAGAAGCUUUUGCAAAAUUUGGUGAAGUUCUCCACGCUAGAGUUGUAACAGACCGCGUUUCUGGAUACUCAAAGGGGUUUGGUUUUGUGAGAUAUGCCACUUUAGAACAGGCCGCUGAAGGCAUAAAGGGAAUGCAUGGCCAGUAUCUCGAUGGAUGGGUCAUCUUUGCAGAGUAUGCCCAGCCAAGACCUCCACCGUCUCAACCUCAGGACUCUCAACCUCCAUCUGGCUACUCUCCAUCUGGCUAUUAUUAGAUUAUUCAAUGUCCGGAAGAAAUAAUUUUGAGUUUUACAGCAUAUAUACUAUUCAGGCUCCAGUUACUGAUUCUCUUUAUUCAACAAAUAUUUUCAUAUGGGAUUGUGUGAGAUUGAAAUAUGUAGCACGGUUAAUUACACUACAUAAACUUGCUAGCUUUAAAACUGUCAAUGUUAAAACAUUAAAUAUUGAUAUCAAGCAUUACUGUUCAGACUGUAA
Molecule: messenger RNA, 735 nt
Organism: Asparagus officinalis (garden asparagus)
Lineage: Eukaryota; Viridiplantae; Streptophyta; Magnoliopsida; Asparagales; Asparagaceae
Product: glycine-rich RNA-binding, abscisic acid-inducible protein-like
Exons: 4
Coding region: 105-515 (136 amino acids)
Molecular function (GO): RNA binding
Source: RefSeq, a predicted model, not a curated record